AUGCAUGCAUCUAUCCGUCCCAUCCCAUUCUCCCCACCCUCGGUUAACCUUUUCUUGCCUCACAGCGCCGGCGACGCCCGCCACCUGUUCGACGGAAUGUCUCCACGGAAGAAGCGCAGCAGUACGCCGCCAGUGAGCGUCACCGACCGCAUUGGCGCCCUCCCCGACAGUAUCCUCCACCACUUGCUCUCCUUCCUCCCAGCGCAGGCCGCCGUUCGGACGUGCGUGCUUGCCCGGCGCUGGCGCCAUCUCUGGAGGUAUACCACGGGCCUGCGCAUCGUCGGCCUGGAGGAGGAGGAGCGGGAUUACGAAGUCAAUGACCUCCAUAAAUUCGUGGAACAUCUGCUGAUACUGCGUGAGCGCACCAACCUAGACACUGUCCAGAUCAAAUUCAGCGAAUUCUGUGAAGAAGAUCAGCCCUGUGUGAACUUGUGGGUCCGUUUUGCUGUGAUGUGCAAAGUUCGGGCGCUCACCCUUCAUAUCAGUUAUGGACGUCUCAACCUAGACGACCUGCCUCUUGUCUCUAGGCAUCUGAGAACAUUAGACCUUGAUGGUGUAGCCCUACAAAAGUUCUUUCUUGAUUUUGCUAGCUGUCCUGCAUUGGAGAAUCUGAAUAUGAGUUAUUGCAGCAUCUUUGCUGGGAAGGUAUCGUCCCGUUCCCUGAAGCAUUUGAGCAUCUAUUACUGCAGCUACGACUUGGAUUGCCGGAUCCAUAUUUCUACUCCGUGCCUUGUCUCUCUGAAAAUCGAUCAUUAUUCUGGUAGAACACCAUUUCUUGAAAACAUGGCGUUGCUAGAGAGUGCACAUGUGUAUCUUGCCAAAUACUGCGAAGAUGCCUGUUUGAACCAUGCCUCUAGUGUUUUCUGUGGAGCUAAUAAUAAUGCAUGUAAGAAUUGUGUUCCUAUUGAAGACGAUCGCAGCAGAGAGUGUGUACUUCUGGGUGGUAUUUCAAGUGCUAAACACCUGAAGUUGCUACCUGAUAAUAGUACGUUCAUUUUCGCAAGAGAUUUAAAACACUGCCCUACAUUUACCAAGUUAAAGACUUUGUUGCUCAAUGAGUACUGGUGCGAGGGUCCUGAUUUGGAUCCGCUAGCUUGCAUUCUGAAAAAUUCACCAGUUCUAGAGAAGCUCACUCUUCAACUUUUUUCCAAGGGACAAACUCAUAAAGUGGAAAUUAAAGGAAGCUACAGUUCAGUUGAGGGACCAACUGCAAUAUCCGAGCACCUUAACAUGGUUGAAGUCAAGUGUAAUGCGGUCGACGAAAAAGUUCUUAAAGUUUUGAAGUUCCUGACUGCAUUUAACAUACGAUUUGGUUUCAUGUAAGGGCAAGAAGAUCUGGGCUGCCGGAGGAUCUGCAAUCACUGGGCUAGAAAUGCGGGGCUUAAGCAUAUAUGCUGCGACUAUGUUUCCACCAUUUUUUGCUGGUGCAUCUUAUACUAAUUCCACUCAGAAAAACGGUGUAGAAUCCGUGACUUAGCUUUACCGCAUCAUGUACCAAUUUCUAUUACACCUUUGGUUCAUCUGAAUUGUUUCAACUCUACUACUGGUUAGCAUUCUCUUAGCGUAUUCUGUAAUUUCUUGUGGUUCUUGCUGAAUUUUAUUCAGCUCCUGGACU
Molecule: messenger RNA, 1615 nt
Organism: Lolium rigidum
Lineage: Eukaryota; Viridiplantae; Streptophyta; Magnoliopsida; Poales; Poaceae
Product: F-box/FBD/LRR-repeat protein At5g56420-like
Exons: 4
Coding region: 1-1323 (440 amino acids)
Molecular function (GO): protein binding
Source: RefSeq, a predicted model, not a curated record